Molecule: messenger RNA, 1596 nt
Organism: Synchytrium microbalum
Lineage: Eukaryota; Fungi; Chytridiomycota; Chytridiomycetes; Synchytriales; Synchytriaceae
Exons: 13
Coding region: 1-1596 (531 amino acids)
Biological process (GO): amino acid transmembrane transport
Cellular component (GO): membrane
Molecular function (GO): amino acid transmembrane transporter activity
Source: RefSeq, a predicted model, not a curated record
AUGAGACCCGUCACCUUCCCGGCCAUUGACAUUGCGUGGAAGAAAGCCAUGGUAAACGUGAAAGAAGAGGACGUUAUAAUAGUAGAGGUUCCUACAAACCAUGUCCACAGAAAGCUUCAAGCUAGACUUUUGCAGAUGAUUGCAUUGGGUGCUACUAUUGGUACUGGUCUCUUUGUCGCUUCUGGAAGCACCAUUGUGUCAGCUGGUCCUGCUGGUGGUCUUCUAUCCUACGUCAUUGUUGGAUUCUUGGUACAUGGAGUCGUAACUGCCUUGGGUGAAAUGUCCACCCUUUAUCCAAUAUCCGGUUCUUUCAACGUUUAUGCUUCUCGGUUUGUCGAGCAGUCUCUCGGAUUCUCUAUGGGUUGGAACUACUGGGCAUCAUGGGCUAUCACCAAUCCUGCAGAAUUAUCAGCUGGUGGUAUGAUCAUUCAAUAUUGGCUACCAAGCGUGCAACCAGUGAUAAUAGUCAUAUUAACAGCAAUCAACAUGGUUGGUGUACGAGGUUUUGGUGAACUCGAAUAUUGGCUCUCCCUAAUCAAGGUCAUUGCCAUCGUAAUCUUCAUCAUUAUCGGAAUAUCCGCCGUCUGUGGUGCUUUCCCGUCUGUCGGGAAACUCGGCUUCACGUACUGGAUUUCUACUGACCAUCAUCCACAUUGGACGCCGUCCUCUAAUGGUCUUGCUGGUAUCGCAUACGCAUUUCCCACUGCUUUCUACAGUUUCGGUGGAACAGAAUUGGUUGGUAUUACUGCCGGUGAAGCUGCCGACCCACGGGAGACUGUACCAAAAGCCAUUCGUGGUACUUUCUGGCGUAUCAUCCUCUUCUAUGUAAUGGCUAUCGUACUGGUCGGAUUGCUGAUACCUCAAGAUGAUCCCGGUCUCGUCGAUUCUGCUGGAGACAUCACCACCGCUCCUUUCGUCUUGGCUUACGAAAAAAUUGGUAUCGCAGGUGCUGCCAACGUCAUGAACGCCGUAAGUUUGAUUGCUCUUUUAUCUGCUGCAAAUUCCUCCAUCUAUGCUGCAUCUCGGACCCUUAUGGGUAUGGCUGAAUCUGGUUUGGCACCCAAAAUCUGUGGCUUGGUAGACAAGCGUGGUGUCCCAUGGGUAUCUCUGGCCAUCUCCGUCCUCAUCGCCUGUAUCUCCUUCUUGAGUUCACUGUUUGGUAACGGCCUUGUUUUCUCAUACCUCGUCAACAUUAUGGGGAUUGCGUCUCUGUUGACUUGGAUUGCCAUCUCUGUUACGCACCUGCGGUUCCGUGCUGCAUAUAAAGCUCAAGGAUUCCGACUGGCCGAUUUGCCAUUUAGGACCAGAACAUACCCAUUCAAUGAUAUUUUCGCAAUUUUCAUCAGUUUCUGGAUCAUUGCUUCGCUCGUCUACGCCGCUGUAACAUCGCCAUUUGUUGAUCCAUACACUUACUACGACUCUUCUCUGUAUGUCGGAAUCCCUCUCUUCACCAUCAUGUACUUUGGCCACAAACUGUAUACCCGUUCACCUCUGAUUCCUCUUACUGAUAUCGACUUGAUUACUGACCGUUACGUCGACGAAGUAUCAACCAAAACUGGUGUACCCCCAGCCAAGAUAAUCGAACCUAUCCCAUAG